Messenger RNA from Kuraishia capsulata CBS 1993, 1071 nucleotides. RefSeq lists its product as uncharacterized. The transcript has a single exon. The coding region runs from base 1 to 1071 and encodes 356 amino acids. The record is from RefSeq and is a predicted model, not a curated record. Gene Ontology annotation, cellular component: nucleus; cyclin/CDK positive transcription elongation factor complex. Gene Ontology annotation, biological process: regulation of transcription by RNA polymerase II; positive regulation of DNA-templated transcription, elongation. Gene Ontology annotation, molecular function: cyclin-dependent protein serine/threonine kinase activator activity. NCBI's taxonomy places the organism in Eukaryota, Fungi, Ascomycota, Pichiomycetes, Pichiales, Pichiaceae.
AUGAAUAAGGCACAUGGAACAAAAUUCUAUGAGCCCCACCGAUAUACUACCUCCAAUUCUUCAAAGAUGUCAGAGUCAGUGGAACCAAUAACAUCUUCGGUUCAGUUCUCAAAACUGUACCUGACUAAAGACGAGGUGGCGCUGUGCAAAAGGGCCACCAUCCACGAUGAACUGUUAUACACAGUCAAAAAGAAAGAGAUCUUUCAGUUCAUUAAGGAGCUCAUCAAAAAGCUAAAAUCGCCACUAAAGAUUCUACAGAGCUUCGGCUACUACUUCCAACGGUUUUUCUUGUUUAACGACUUCAAGAAGAACAUCAAUUCGUGCCACGAGAUAGCCAUAUGUGCCCUAUACAUAGCGAUGAAGAACAACGAUUAUAUCAAAAGAUUAAAGGACGUGAUUGCCAUGGGCAACCAGAUACGAAAUCUUCCUUGCACUUCUGAGGCUCUGGAUGAGCAGAAAAAGAAGAUCUUCAGCUUUGAAAAGAAGUUUCUGGAGGUGAUAGCGUUUGACUUCAGAGCCUUCUCCGUGGAGGACUUCCUGAUAAAGUAUUCGAAGACUUUGGGGGUUCACCCGGACGUUACCUAUCUGGCUUGGAUUAUCAGUAACGACUCAUAUUUCACAGAAUUGGUACUAACCUCUGCUCCAUACAAUAUUUCGCAGGGAUGCCUGCUAUUGGGGUUCGACCUCUACGAGGAGUUGAACCCAGGAAAGCUGGACCAGGAGAUUUCCACCUGGAAGGAGGGUCUUUUGAAGUCACGAAAAAUCAGUCCCAAUCCUUUUUUUGUAUUGUCUGCCAAAAAUGACCUGUUGACAUAUUUCAUCGAGCAGUGGGACGGCUCCUUCUUGAGCUCCAUGGUUGAGGCCGAAAACCUCAACGACCACAUCCUCAACAUCAAGCUGAAACUUGCCCAUGAGCCGGAAAUGAAGGGUAGAAAGAGGGCAAUUGCUUUAGAAGAAAGUUCAGACGAUCUUUUUUACAAGCCAAGAGACUACGAAGUUGGAAAAGUGGGUACCAUCAGGUUCCUGUACCAUAAGCGAGAAUUUUUGGAGGAGAUGAGGAAAACUGUAUAA